UCAUCCACGGAACUUUAAUAGUCAAAAUCAGAACGAUGGAGUUCAGGAAACUUGUGAUUCAGCCCUUGAGUUACAAUAUUCUGUGCUGCUUCUGUUCUACUUUGGUGCUCCCCUUUGCCCGUUCCCUGGUCGUGGCCUGCGUGGCCUCUUACUGGACUGUAAAUUGUGCAUUGUGGUUUUUUUUUUCUAGGUAUAGAUGCUACAAAAGAUCCUGAGGUUAAACUGGGUGCGUUUUUUUCCCCCGCUGCUUCUGAUAUUUAGGAUAGAGUAGGUGCUAAAAUAGCUGAGAUGAUAGAUGGUUUUGCUGUCCCCUGAAAAGUUGCACAAGGUGAAAAAGGUGAGCUUCUUUCCCUUGUGUGUAGAAUUCUCAAUAGUUGCUUUUCCUUAUGCUUUGCAAUGUAGUUUGCUUACUCUGAGAAACUUAUGUUGUUGUCUCUGGAGAGACUAAUGUCAAGCCUGAGAGUGCUGGACAGGCAAUCCUUGGGGAGUAGAAAGCAGAGAACAGGAAGGUCAGCUCCUCACUUGACUUUGCAAGCUGUGGACUGCAACAGGACAAACCACCCAGAGACGAUCGGCUGCCCCAUAAGCAGCAGAGUGUUCUUUUCUCAUCAAGCACAAGUUCCACGCAAACUCAUCCUCCACAGUCUCUCCAAAAGCGCCAUACCCUAUCAUCUCCCAUCCUCUCCUGCUCAAAAAACAACCCAUGCUAAUUGAGGUGUCCAGCUGUGUCUUUCAAGGAAAAGCAACAACCUUUUCUUUAAAUGUGCUGAGGCUCAUCAGAUUAGAUGUUUUGUAGUGGCACGGAUGGGACUUCAAAUGUUGUCGACUUAAGGGAAGUCUAAGUGGAAAUGUGUGCCACGUAAAAUUAAAAAUAAGUCCUGGAAUAAUGCUUCUGUAAGUGAAAACACAAAUCUGCCCCUACCAAUGUGCAAGUACAGCUUAGAAAUGAAAAGGGGUUUUAUAAACUAGCACGGAAAACAGUCAAAGGUGAAGAAUGUGUGCCUUUGCCUUUAAAUGUUAUUCUGUGAUCUGCCUUCAAACACUACUGCCAGAUUUUGCACUCAUAAAGACAAUAUUGAGUUGGUGAGUCAUCCAAAUUUCUCAUUAUUGCAGUUUAUUAUUUGUGAUCCUAACUUCACUAUUGAAAGAAAAUGAUGGGAGUGAGUCUGCAUUAUCCUGAAAGCUAGUAGGAUAUAUCAAACUGAUGUUUGUGCCUCUAGUUAUCUAGAUGGCCAUUGUGGGUCAGACAAAUACAGCAGAAAAUAAAAAUCAAUUGUACAUAUAAAGUGCACAUUAUUGAUGAGUAGGAGCAAAAAGCUCUUGAUCUUAAGAGAAUUUUUCCAUGACGGAAUGAUUUUUAUAGUGUUUGACCUUGAGCUAAGAAAACAUAAUCAAUAUAGCGGUUAGAUGAAGUUUGGGGGAUAUGUAAUAUCCAAAACAAGCAAACAAAAGAGCGAGGUAGCUUCUAGACCUGGAAGAAAACAGUGUUUUGUUCUUGCAUCACUAAGUAUUUUGUUAAUAAAUACUGAAUGUUGGUAUGACAGUUCCAUAAAUAUUCACACAAUGUCUGGGCUAAAGUAAAAGAGUAGCAUCACUGCUAUAAAAUUGGCACUGGCACCUGAAUUAAUUUUGUGAGUCUUCCCUCCAGACUUGUCCAGAUAUCAUUUGACUGAAAUAAGCGUUUUAAAUGAGAUAAUGCAUUUUUGAAUAUUAUGUGCAGAUUGUUAAAUGUUCCUCUUAACGCAAAUCUUUUACAAAACAAGUAGAUCCUCAGAAUCCAUAGUUCACUCUUGUCUAAUACUUAAGAUUUUCAAACAAAGAUGGCUUCAAUGUCAGGCGUGGGAGUGGGGAGAAGCCACUUCAAUGGGUUAAGAAUUUUGUUAACCGAUAGUAAAAUUCUUCUGGCAGAAAUAUGUUUAAAAACUUGCUUUAAGCAGUUAUUAGAAAUGGCUAUCUGUAGACUAACUGAUAGCUUGCAGAAAUGUUUGAUUACUUCUGGGUUAGCUUUCAUUUAACUAUGAAAUCGGACACGACCUAUUGACUGAUCCUCGGCACCAAAAUUAAAAGAUAUUGAUUUGCUGUUUAUAGUUUUUAGUAGAGGAAGUUUAUUUAUCCUAUACAGGCUAUUUGUAUCAGUAAUAUGCGUUUGCAGUGCACUGAUGAGAAUUACCUAAAAGAGCAUUAUAGUGGUAGAUAUACUUCUCAUCUGUUAUUGAUCCUAGCAGUGGUAGUUACACGUUAUCACUAGGCUUGGCCCUUAUGGUUCUGAUACUAGCUCCAGGAACAUCUUUGCACACAAAACAAGCAUGUUUCCUUCCCUGUCCUCCUUUUUCAAAAAGGAGGCCUGUUUCCAUCCCCUCACCACAACGUUUCUGCAAGCAUUUGCCGAGUUGCAAAACAUUUGAAAGCACGUUCCCCAGCCUGCCAUCGCUCCCAAAAUGUAUUGCAAUGGUCUGAUCAGCUCAAGAAAAUUUCGGUUAAAUUUUAAGCUAUUUUAAAUGUAUUUUUGCAUCAGCUCAGCUUACAAGCUGCAGUCUGUCCACAGCUACCAAGCAGACUCUUUAAAGGCGCCAUUUACUGUCACGAUGUACCUCCAGUCUCUAAAACUCCUGCCACAACUUUUCUACUUCUUGGGUUCCAUUUCUAAUGACUUGCUCCUAAAAACAAAUACUAAAUUAAAUGGACUGGAAAAAUAGAAUAGAACAGGUGUGAUGUUCAAGGCUAUUUUAAGUAUGGCAAGAAAGAUGGCAUAAAGAGAAUAAAGAACUGUAGAGUACAAGGACAGAUGCUGUGUAUGGAGAGGGGGGAAGCCUGGAGGGACCAAAAACACUAUUGCUGAGUUUUUACAUCACAAGUAUGACGUGAAGCGGAAGCUGUUCCAAUGGAACAGUUUUUCAGCAAAAAUGUAAAUUGCAUAGUCUUUGUAAGGAUUUAUCUUCUUAACUUUUGCACAGGCAAGCUGGGUGUUCUUUGCUAUGGAGAUAUGUAAAUAAACUAAAACAUAGUCUGAAAGUUAGUACUUUUAAAACCAUUGAUUAAAAGAGUGAAGCAGAAUGCCAAUGCCUUGAUAGAUGCACUCACAGAAAUCUGUAUCUGUAGUUGUGCCAUUCAUUGACCGAGUGAGUUUGGCUACUGUGUAUAUUCUGAAUCAAUUUGUGGUGACAACAAUUUUCAUAAGAAAUGUCUUCCCCAAUUGUAAGUAUAAGCCAUCUUCUGUUGGUUGACAACAGUCUGAAGCUGAGAUUGCUUUUACAGUUUGGAAGAAAAGGGUUAAGGGAGAACAUUCUGAAGGAAGUUAGAGCUCUGUAUUUUUUCAUUUCUAGCUUUUUUUAACAAGAUUCUUUCACUGGAAAUAAUAAUUUGAUUGUAGUUAAAUUGUGCUAGGAGCCACAGCAGACUGAACAACAAAUUGAUUUUCUCCUCCCUCCAUCCAUAGCAAAUAUAAGUGCAAUGUGCAAAGCUUGCAUUCCUUUAAUUGCUCCCGUAGUGAAAUAAACUAUUUUAAAAUAUGAAAUUUGCUCACGCAGUUGGAAGAUGGCAGGGGUUAUAACUUUUCAUUGGAUGCCACAGAGCUUUGCUUUUGCAGAUCUUUGUAAAGAAAGAUUCAGAUAUUAUUGAUCAGAGGAAAUUGGACUAAUAUUACAGUGAUUUUAUUUAUUUAUUUGUUGCUGUUAUCCGCAAACAAAAAGAAAUUAGCUCCAAAAUCUAUGCUUAAAAAUUUAUUUUUUAAUUCUAACACUGCAUUUUUAGUUAGAUGCUUUAUUCCCUCACAAGAUCAUUUAUAUAAUGAUCUUGCAAUUUUUCAUUGCAAAACUGGACCUUACCACAGACUUCAGCUGCAACGUGGAGCUCAGAACAUCUGAAAAUGGAGACCAGGAAAUAUUUCUCUGUUUGUUUACAGGGAAGUAAAACCUCAGUAACUUGGGAACUGUCCUAAACAAAGAUGCUGCUCUCACACCGCUAUCUAUUGGAUAAUGAUUCAAACAGAUCACAUAAUGCUCUUGAAAUGCUCUCCUGUGAGUGUCACAGAGCAGCUUGCUCUGGUGGCUGCCUCUGAAAGGGAAACACCUUAACUACCAGCAGGAACUGUAACUAGUUGCUACAAUCUUCCUUCAUAAAGGCUAAUACUUUAUUUUUGCCGUAUUGUCACCUUUCUCCAUGACUUUUAUGAACGUUUGGUGAGUAUGAUAAUAUUUAAGAGACUUUAAAAAUAACUUUCAGCUUACAAUUUAUGUAGACUGCAUGAGAGAUUUUGGUGUGUUUAUAUAUGAACUCUCUGAAAAAGGUAUAUUUAAGUAGACUUAGCUAAGAACUCAGUCCUGCUAGAAGUCAAGCACCUCAGUUUUCACUGGUUUUGAUGCAGAUUGAGUAUGCCUAAAACCUCCUACUUAUGUCCUUAUCGUGAUGUUACUGAUACGUUAGACAUGGGUGGAUGAUGCACUUCUCUGUGUUGUAGGUGAGAUACACUAAUGCCGAGAUUACCUAUGGGUAGUGGAUUAUGCUGCAGUGGUUACAAUGUGAGAUAUGAUGGUUCUUCCAGUUCAGUUUUCUUGGUAAUACAUUAAGGAAGGACUGCAGCUUUUACAAUAUUUGAUGUUUUUUUUCUCUCAUACAUUUUAGUGUUAAGAUGGCAGAAUAACCAUGGGAGACUGGAAUUUCCUUGGAGGCAUUUUAGAGGAGGUCCACAUUCAUUCUACUAUUAUUGGAAAGAUUUGGCUAACUAUCCUCUUCAUAUUUCGAAUGCUUGUCCUUGGGGUGGCAACUGAGGAUGUUUGGAAUGAUGAACAAUCAGAAUUUAUAUGCAAUACCGAGCAACCUGGUUGCAGAAAUGUGUGCUAUGAUGAGGCCUUUCCUAUCUCUCUCAUAAGAUAUUGGGUCUUGCAAGUUAUAUUUGUGUCUUCCCCUUCCUUGGUGUAUAUGGGUCAUGCCUUAUACAGACUAAGAACCUUAGAAAAAGAGAGGCAAAAAAAGAAAGCUCAAGUCAGAGUGGAACUUGAAAGCACUGAAUUAGAAAUGACUGAAAAUCGAAAAAGGCUGGAGAGAGAACUCCGGCAGUUGGAUCAAAGAAAGCUAAACAAAGCACCCCUGAGAGGCUCUUUGCUCUGCACUUAUGUGAUACAUAUUGUUACUAGAUCUGCAGUGGAAGUUGGUUUUAUGAUUGGGCAAUAUCUUCUGUACGGUUUUCAGCUAGAUCCCCUUUAUAAAUGUCAGAGAGAUCCAUGUCCAAACAUAGUUGACUGCUUUGUAUCAAGACCAACAGAAAAGACAGUGUUCAUAUUAUUUAUGCAAUCAAUAGCGACUGUAUCGUUGCUUUUAAACAUCUUUGAAAUUAUUCACCUAGGAUUCAGAAAAAUUAAAAUGGGACUCUGUGGACGGGAUAAAAACAAGGAUGACCUUGAAGAUUUCUACGUAAAUAAAUCUAAGAAAUACUCUGCAAUACCACACUCUUCUUUGGGAAUAUCUGCAACUCCACAAAAAACUCUUCCUUCUGCACUUAGUGGUUAUUCCUUUUUAAUGGAAAAGCAAACUGACACCGCUGUCUACCCGGUUCUGAGUACUCCUUCUGUGUUUCAGUCUAUUCAAAAUAACCGAACAGGAAGUAGCAACAAUUGCACCCAUCACAAUCAGGAAAGUAAUCUGCCAGAGCAGGGGCCAUCUACAAAUGCUUUAGACAAUCAGAUUCAAAAUACUAGCACAAAUAGUAAUGAAGGCUUAAUUAGGGAGCUAGUUACUGAAGCAAAUGAUUCUCAGAAAGAAGCUGAAAAGAAACAUUUCCUUGUUUAUACUGAGAGUGCAGAUACAGCCUCAAGCAUGUGCUUGAGAAGCUUUGCUGAAAUGCCAUCUCGAACCUCAUGUGAUACCUUUCCUGUUAACAGUUUAAAAAGACAGCGUGGAAUCGGCACCUCACGGAACUGCGCGGCAGUGGCUGAGAGCGCAGGGUCUUCAACACGUUCUCUCCAAAAGAGCAGCAACAGAAGACUCAGCAGUUUCAGUGCAAGCAAAGGCCACGCUACUUCCAAAAUUGACCCAAAAAACCUGAGCCGACCAAACACUCCUGACUCCAUAGGGGAGGCGAGCUCAGAAUCUAAACAAAGCAGAAACUGUGAUAGUCCUCAGCCUGUCCCUCUGUCUAGGCGAAUGUCAUUGUCAAGUAAUGCCAGCAGCAGGCGUGCCCCCACUGAUCUUCAAAUUUAGUGUGAAUUAGCAAGUGAACUGACACCAGUCAAUGCUGGGAGAAUUACUGGACGUUGCAACAUAAGUAAUAGCUACUUCUAAGAGUAGCUAAAUUAUUCAACUUUAACCAGCUCUUUCACAUAGAUAACCAAGUUGUGUACACCUUUGCUUACUAGCUAAGUGAUCUUUAAACUGUAUUUACAUUUUUUAAUACAAAGAUGACUUAAACUCCAGUGUAUAAGCUUCAUUAUCCUUCCAGCUAAAGAGGAAAACAUACAUCAUAUAAAGCCACACAUUAGGAAAAGUCAGGGAAGUCCAGGUUAAAACUUUAGGCCUAGCAAAAUACAAGGAUUAAAAUCACAACUGAUAAUAUUUAAAUUGAAUAAAAUUAGAGACAAUCAGAAUUAAUACUGCUAAUGUAGGCUUACACUUUGCGUUUUCUGGAGUGAAAUUUUCAGCGGGCACAUAAAUUUGUGCUAAUGCAUAUUUUGCAUUUAAUGUGCCUGUUUAAAGAGUCUAGUAUUUAAUACACUUUUCUUCCACUAUCUAAAUAAUAGAAACAUUAGCAUUCAGAUGCUCACAAACAGCAUUUGACAUUCAAACUUCUGUUGA
Messenger RNA from Struthio camelus australis, 6786 nucleotides. Lineage: Eukaryota; Metazoa; Chordata; Aves; Struthioniformes; Struthionidae. The record is from RefSeq and is a predicted model, not a curated record.